Branchiostoma belcheri (Belcher's lancelet) is the source of this 1844-nucleotide messenger RNA. Its product is annotated as interferon regulatory factor 8-like. The coding region runs from base 319 to 1740 and encodes 473 amino acids. The transcript has 6 exons. Gene Ontology annotation, molecular function: DNA-binding transcription factor activity, RNA polymerase II-specific; protein binding; RNA polymerase II cis-regulatory region sequence-specific DNA binding. The record is from RefSeq and is a predicted model, not a curated record. Gene Ontology annotation, biological process: immune system process; regulation of transcription by RNA polymerase II. NCBI's taxonomy places the organism in Eukaryota, Metazoa, Chordata, Leptocardii, Amphioxiformes, Branchiostomatidae. Gene Ontology annotation, cellular component: nucleus.
CCGCCCACCCGGAAGUGACGGAGUUUCUACAUGGCGUUGGCGUUUGGAAACCCCGGCGUCAUCCGGGAUUCCCCGGCACAAGACGCAGCGACUGCUUUUAGAUCUUGAGACAUUUUUUCUUUCGGUCCAGCGGGGGUGUGACGGUGGGUUCCUUAAAACGGCGGCUACCCCGAGUUUCCCUCGGCGUUUCCUGGUUGUCGGUCAUCAGAGUGAGUCGGACGCAAAAUCGGGAACUGUGAUUCAGGGGAAGAGUAAAGUGGAAGAACACAGCAACGGUAACAAUAAACAGGAAUCAACCGACGAAGAAAAUAAGGUAACAUGUCGAACAACAACAAUCACGACCUCAAUAGGAACGACCGGAAACGGCUCCGGAAGUUCCUGUUGGAGCACCUAGAACGGAAUGACGUCCAAGGGCUGACGUGGGUCGACAGGUCACAGGGCAUCUUCCGGAUUGGUUGGCGCCAUGCGGGACGGGACGGCUACGACCCGGAAGUAGAUGGGAUGAUCUUCCGGCUCUGGGCGGAGCUGACAGGAAAACACAAACCCGGCCAACGGGAGGACCCAACCGCCUGGAAAACGAGGCUACGAAACGCACUGCGAAGAUUACCGGACUUUGCCGAGCAGUCCCUCCUCAGCAAGCCCGAUGAUCCUCAUGACCCCUACCGAGUCUACAAGUUCGUCCCUACACCCACCCUACCUCCUCAGCAACCUUUCCAGGCGGCAUCCCCUCAGGCGGGCGCUACCAUUCUGACGGGUCUGGGGGAGGACUUCGGCAUGAAGUGUGACGACAUUGAUGACGUACUGAACGAGAUCGACCCGAACACAUGGCAGGCAGUGUCUCCACUACAGUUAGACAUGUUACCGGACCAGGGUGGGAUGCAGGUUCAGCAACAGCCGCUAGUGGGCGCUGGUCCACCACAGGCCUAUCCCGUCUCUGGCCAACAAGCACAAGGACAACAACUGGGCGUCGAGGACUUUCCCGGACUGAUUGGACACACGGAUGUAGACAUAACGGUGGAGUACAGGGGGCGCUGCGUGGUGGCUCCGCAGCGCGUCUCCAACCCGCGGGGCCUGCGGAUCUUCUCCGGGUCGGCCUACACGCAGAAGAUCGGGCGGCAGGUCAUCGUGCAGGCGCAGCUGGCGGACGGCAUGUACGGUCCCCAGGACGUUACCCAGUUCGUCCUGCCGGACGUUGACCGGGAGAGCACGGGGCAGAAGCAGUUCGACCUCACGAAACAGCUUCUGGAGCACACGGAGCGAGGAGUCGUCCUGGAGUUCCACCAGAACGACAUCUACGCCAGACGGCUGUGCAGGAGUAAGAUCUUCUGGGAAGACAGUAACCGCCCCACCGACCCGCCCCUGAAGCUGACCCGCGACCAGCCUACUAAAGUCUUCGACUACCAGACCGCCUUCAUCCCGGCGUUGCAGAACUACGUGACGACGGACGGAGCCGUGCGGCCGAGCCCGGAUCUGAGGCUAUGCGUGGGGCAGGUGUGGGACCGGGACCGGCACCCCUUCAAGGACAACCUCAUCACCGUGACAGUGACGCACCUGACGGCGGCGCGGCAGCUCGAGGUGGUCCGCCAGGUGAAGGGGCAGCACUCGCUGAGUCUGAACGGGGCCGGGGUCUCCUGUUCUAACGAGUACGACAAGAUGGUGAAGCUGGUGGCGGGACUCGUGCAGAGCAUGAACAUAGACGCUCAGCCAGACGCUCCGUCAGCCUUCCCGAACGGCAUGUAAACAUUGCAGGUUCUCCUGUGGUCACAUUCGUCGUAAUCUUCAGGCAGAUCUUUCGGUGGCUGCAAAGACAAUAUCAAAUUGGCCAGGCGCUAGGCAGUAUCCAU